CUAAUCAUAAUCUUGAGUUUUACGAGAUGGAGGAACUUGAGGGUUUCACAUCCUCUCAUUGAGGGUGGGGAAGUUUUACCUCAUCCUGUAAUCGUCGAAGAGAAUGGGAGUGAUCUUCCACCUAGUGGGAGUACACCACCAGUACCUCAAGAUUCUCAGGUUCGUAGGACUGGUCGCAAUAUUAUCCCUCGUCAUCAUUUUGAGAUUGAGGGGAGAUUGGAUCUUGAUGAGACAACUUCAUAUUGGUAA
Molecule: messenger RNA, 249 nt
Organism: Ilex paraguariensis (yerba mate)
Lineage: Eukaryota; Viridiplantae; Streptophyta; Magnoliopsida; Aquifoliales; Aquifoliaceae
Source: the annotation of a GenBank genome assembly